Lacerta agilis (Sand lizard) is the source of this 1050-nucleotide messenger RNA. RefSeq names its product olfactory receptor 51G2-like. The transcript has a single exon. Gene Ontology annotation, cellular component: membrane. The record is from RefSeq and is a predicted model, not a curated record. NCBI's taxonomy places the organism in Eukaryota, Metazoa, Chordata, Lepidosauria, Squamata, Lacertidae. Bases 43 to 1050 code for a protein of 335 amino acids. Gene Ontology annotation, biological process: G protein-coupled receptor signaling pathway. Gene Ontology annotation, molecular function: G protein-coupled receptor activity; olfactory receptor activity.
ACAAUUGUUUCACUUCUCGUUUCUCACAUCCCUUUCUAGAGAAUGGAGCUGCAAGACCCUCCAUCAACAAUGACUAAUCACACCAUUCUUCACCACCCUAAUGAUACUGCCCUCCCUGGGCUUCUCUUUCUCCUGAUGGGUUUCCCUGGACUAGAAUCCACCCCAUAUUGGCUGGCAUUCCCUGUGGCCACAGCCUACCUGCUGUCCAUUCUUGGGAAUGGGGCCGUCCUCUUUGUCAUAAUCACGGAAACAGCCCUCCAUUCCCCCAUGUACACCUUCCUUGGCCUGCUAGCUGCCUGUGACUUGGGCUUGGCCACAGCCCUCCUGCCCACAAUGCUCCGUGUCUUCCUCCUUGGAUCAAGGGAGAUCAGUGUGGAUGCUUGCCUCUCCCAGCUCUUCUUCAUCCACACGUUCUCCAUCAUGGAGUCCUCUGUGCUCUUGGCCAUGGCCUUUGACCGCUUUGUGGCCAUCUGCUACCCUUUGAGAUACACCUCCAUCUUGACCAGCUCCAGGCUGGUCCACAUUGGCUUGGCCAUUGGCUUCCGGGGUGUGGCCUUGCAUGUGCCAAUCCCCUUUCUUCUCAAGAGGCUGACUUACUGCCACCAUAUGAACGCCCUUUCUCACUCAUACUGCCUGCACCCGGAUGUGAUGAAGCUGGCCUGCCACAAGUCCAGCAGGGAUGGCAUCUACGGGCUCUUAGUAGUGUUCUCCACUAUGGGUCUAGACCCACUGCUCAUCGUCUUGUCUUACAUCUGGAUCUUGAAGACCGUUGUGGUCAUCACCUCACUGGAUGAGCGCCACAAAGCUCUCAACACCUGUGCCUGCCACAUCUCCGUGGUCCUGCUCUUCUACACCCCCAUGUUGGCAUUGUCCUUGAUCAGCCACCUCAAGCUCCACACCCCACCCUGCCUCCACAUUCUGUUGUCCUACAUCCACUUCCUGGCCCCACCUUUGUUCAACCCCGUGCUCUACUGUGUCAAAAUGAAAGAGAUGCGCCAAAGGAUAUCUGCAAAGCUCUUCUUGACCCAAAGGGCCCAUUGGGAAGGCUGA